Molecule: messenger RNA, 1397 nt
Organism: Amaranthus tricolor (Joseph's coat)
Lineage: Eukaryota; Viridiplantae; Streptophyta; Magnoliopsida; Caryophyllales; Amaranthaceae
Product: cytochrome b5 domain-containing protein RLF
Exons: 6
Coding region: 379-1062 (227 amino acids)
Molecular function (GO): heme binding
Source: RefSeq, a predicted model, not a curated record
ACAUAAUAAUAAUAAUAAUAAAAGGGCAUGAAACCCUUAUUGCUCAAACUAGCCGUCAUUCUCUUCCUUCCUUCUCCUUUUUUCUCUCUUUUCCCUUUGCGCCGCCAGUGAGCAGCUCUGCCACCACCAGAAACCGGCGAGCCUGCUGCACGGCCCCACAGAAACACUGAUCCUCUUCCCUCCUCCACGAUAGAAACCACAGCCGCGCGUCAGGGACCAGCUGUGUGCAGCACCGCCAGCAAGCAGCCGGUCUGGGCCUCUCUCCAGCCGGUUCUGGGCUUUUCCACCACCUCCACAAGCUUAAUUCUCCUUUUCACUUUCAUUACUAGUUUUAUCUUGGAAGGUCUUCUCUUCAUUAGCUUCAUACUUAUUUGUCAGAUGGAAAACGAAAAAGAUGACGACUUUACAUUUUGUCAGGUAAGUGCACCUGUAAAUCAGAAAGGUUUUGAUGAGCAAGUUGUGGUUCCGAGCAUAGGCAAUAUUACUAUAAAUGAGGAAGUCACAAGUAGUAACAACGGUGAUCUAUUUAGUCUGUGGAACAACAAGGUUCCUUCUCAGGCUACUGCUGUGAAGGCGGAUAAAGUUGGAUCGUUGUCUUUCAAUGUCAUCAGUACAACUCCUAUAAUGCAGUCUAGUGAUGCAUCAAAACAGGUUGAAUAUUCGUCAACCUUUCCUACAGAACAGAAACCUGUGGCCAAGAAGCCUAUUACAAGGACGAAGGUUCCUUUUGAGAAGGGCUAUAGCCAAAUGGAUUGGCUCAAGCUUACUCGUACGCAUCCGGACCUUGCAGGACUGAAUGGUCAGUCGAACAAGAGGCUUAUAUCUAUGAGUGAAGUUAAACAACAUCAAACAGAAGGAGCAAUGUGGACAGUUUUGAAGGGACAUGUGUAUAACAUUUAUCCGUAUAUGAAUUUCCAUCCGGGAGGAGUUGAUAUGUUAAUGAAAGCUGUAGGAAAAGAUUGCACAUCUUUAUUCAAUAAAUACCAUGCUUGGGUUAAUGCAGAUUUCUUACUCGAGAAGUGUUUGGUGGGCAUUUUAGAUCAAAGCAAUGCUAAUUGCUAAACCUCUCCAUAUGUAAUGAGCUGAAAUGGGCAACUUGUUUUAUGAAGUAUCUCACAAUAAUGUACUACAUUGGAUAUGACAAUAUUUUUAAAGAAUAAAUAACCAUCUUUUCAUAUAUUGUGAAGUAUGAACGUAAAUUGUUUCCGCUGCUCCCAUGUAAAUGUUGGUCUGCAAAUUGUGAGUUGUUGAUAAUUCAUGUGAAGCUCACUGAUAUAUAAUAGCACAUGCUAAGCAGAUAACAUGUAUCCUUUGUUAGUUGGUACACUACUGUUUUGCUGUAAUUAUAGUCUGCAAUACAUGCCAGAAAUUUAAGAAUGGCACUACAUUUUCUUUAA